AUGAUUAAAGCGACGAAGUGCUUUGCGAAGUUAAGUAUCGGUCGCCGUCUGACUGUCCCCGCUGCUCGUCAGUCCAUGUAUACCACAUCCGCGCCACGCGUAGCAGUCCUAUACCAAGAACUCGAUCCACCAUUGAUCAAUGGGGUGCGCAAGCCCAAGAAGCCCGGAGGCUACAUCGACUCCAGCGCAGACAUCGCCCACGCACUAACCCACCAACACCACAGCCCCAUCACCGUCGUCACACCCGUCUCAACUCCAGACCCGCGCAACGAUGCAGACUGGUGCUUUGGCGAUUCCGAGGCCGGAGUUACGCGUGCGCUGGAGAAGGGGGCGACGCAUCUCUGGGCUAACACUAUACUCUUCGCGGAGCAUCCGCUUCAGACGGCAGACAGCUUGACAAGCGUGGCUGAGAAGCUGAUGAUCGUUGGACAGCCCCCCAAGCUGGUCGAACAGUGCGAUGAUAAAGCAUUCGUUAACAAUCUUCUUCGUGCUCGUGGUGGGUUUACGCUGCCGUAUUCACACGACGUUCACGAUGAGGAAGAUCUUGCGGCAGUGCUCCGGGCGGAUCUUCGCUAUCCCGUUGUCGCUAAGCCGGUUAGAGGACGAGGAAGCCACGGAGUGAGAGUUUGUCGCUCCGAAGAGGAACUGAUCGAACAUUGCCGCGAUUUACUGGGAGAGGAUGCGUACGUGAUCGUCGAAGACUUUCUUGCGGGUCAGGAAGUCACUGUUACUAACAUGACAGGUCCUGGUAGACCUGGCAGAGAGAACCAAGCUAGCCUCACGGCACUGGCUGCUGCUGGCUUGGGAUGGGACUAUCCAACUCUGCUGUUGAAGAUACUUGAGUCGAGCAGUUCGCUGCGUGAUCUGAGGAACGCCACGCCGUCGCAUGUCGAUCGCAAGUGA
Messenger RNA from Alternaria conjuncta, 903 nucleotides. RefSeq lists its product as uncharacterized. The coding region runs from base 1 to 903 and encodes 300 amino acids. The transcript has 3 exons. Gene Ontology annotation, biological process: peptidoglycan biosynthetic process. Gene Ontology annotation, molecular function: metal ion binding; D-alanine-D-alanine ligase activity; ATP binding. The record is from RefSeq and is a predicted model, not a curated record. Lineage: Eukaryota; Fungi; Ascomycota; Dothideomycetes; Pleosporales; Pleosporaceae.